AUGGCCUUUAAGUUCGUUUGCUUGGGCCACAAUGGCAUCCCGCGCUGGGAAGAGAACCGACCCAACCGGUUUUGGACCUCCGAGGCCAGGGAGGCAUCUUACCUCUUUGACCUGCCCUCGCCACGGAAGGGGAAGGAGGACAAUGAUGAGCUGGAGGUGCUUUGGGGGAACAAUUGGCUCGUGGAAAUCGAUCCCCUGGAAUUCCCAGGAGCUAUCUUCCACGCCUUCAACUGGAAGUUUGCUGAUGUGCAGAGGAAGGCCACCACCAUCGCGAAGCUGGGCUUCGAUGCGGUGCAGCUGAGCCCGGCGCAGCGGUCCGUGCAAGGCGAUCAAUGGUGGACACGAUAUCAGCCAGUGAAGUAUGAAGAUAUCGAUGGGCUUGGCUCAGAGCAGGACCUCCGAAACUGCUGUAAAGCUUGCGAGAAUGCGGGUCUUUUGGUCUUUGGAGAUUUGGUCUUUAACCACAUGCAGGUGGUGGCGAGCUGUGAGGAAUGGAGGAAAGCCCAGCAGGAUGAUGGCUUGAUGGAGAUCCUGCAACGUCGGCUCUCACAGAAGUUGGGGCCUACCUUCAACAGGGACGACUUCCAAUGGCCUUGGUAUCCCUUGGAGGGUGAUGACUGGGACGGGGAGCAGCGCAUGGAGGGCUGGGGCUGUGGCGAAUGGUCUGAGCUCAAGGGCGGUGCGCCCAAAGUGGUGUCAGUCCAUAACGCUCAUGUUGCCAAGCUGAAGAGCUGUGGCGUCUCCGGUUUCCGCUUCGACGCUGCUAAGCACAUGAGGCCCGAACACAUCGCCAAUUACGUGGACAAAGCAGAUGUUUAUGCCUAUGGAGAGGUGCUGAGCAUCGACCCAAAGAUGCAGCGGGAGUACACUGAAGGAGUGUCCCUGACCACGGGCGAGCAGUUCCCCACCACCGACUUCUUGCUUGCGGUCUGGCUGCGGAAGUUCGUGGAGGUGGGUCCCGCUGCAGUGGAUUUUGAGCAUCAUGAGUGGGUGAAACACUUGCGCGAGAUUGAGAUGAAGCGGCCCUCCGACUUGCCCCAGCGUGCGGGCACGGUCGAGCAGGGGCGGAUGUCCGCGCCCAUCCUGGCGCGGAACUCCAUCCGCUUCGCGCGGAACCACGACACUGUUUGUAAUGAUGUGCCGUUCUACGGCUUGACCAAUUGGAGCCAGGCCUCGGCCCAAGUGGCGGCGGCCUGGCUGUUGGCGACCCAUGAUGGCUCGGUGCUGUUGUUGGCGGACGAUGUGAAGAAGUCUCGGAUGAUCAAGGAAGCCCUUGCAUACCGCAAGGCGCUCCGGAAGUUCAUCGAGUCUUUGAGCCAAGAGCAACGGCAGACGAUCCGCACCGAAGUGAGGGUGAAAGAGGCGGAGGAUGGCGGCCGACCCUUGACCAUUUGCAUCGCGGUGCGCGUGGAUGCAGGUGGACCGGACGGUGCGGAGAUCAACGGCGGGGCCUUGCUGGGCUUUUGCGUGUUGAAUCCCCAUCCGACAGGAUGUGUCGAGUUCACCGGAUCAGUGUCCUUGCAACAAGAAGGAGCCCUUGAUCGAACCAUCGCCACCGGGGAGCAGAAGGUGGUGCUCCACGGGGAUGGCACCUUGCACGAGCCCUUGAAGUUGGCACCUUAUGAAGGUGCCUUCUUCCUGGCAGGCCUUUGA
Molecule: messenger RNA, 1653 nt
Organism: Durusdinium trenchii
Lineage: Eukaryota; Dinophyceae; Suessiales; Symbiodiniaceae
Source: the annotation of a GenBank genome assembly